Messenger RNA from Verticillium nonalfalfae, 1752 nucleotides. RefSeq lists its product as uncharacterized. Gene Ontology annotation, biological process: mRNA splicing, via spliceosome; regulation of alternative mRNA splicing, via spliceosome. NCBI's taxonomy places the organism in Eukaryota, Fungi, Ascomycota, Sordariomycetes, Glomerellales, Plectosphaerellaceae. Gene Ontology annotation, cellular component: nucleoplasm. The record is from RefSeq and is a predicted model, not a curated record. The transcript has 5 exons. Gene Ontology annotation, molecular function: N6-methyladenosine-containing RNA reader activity; mRNA binding. Bases 1 to 1752 code for a protein of 583 amino acids.
AUGGCCCAACCAUCUGGAAAUGGCCGCUCCGGCGCUUACAGCAUGACCAACAUGGCGAAUGCCCUCCCUCAGCAACCCGGCAAUUUUCGACCUGUGGGCUAUCCUCCCGUACCUCAGCAGCAGCGAUUCAACUCUUCUACGCCAUCUACAGCUAUGAUGACUCCACCGAUGAACACUCAUUACGCACCUCAGCAUGUGAUGCCAAUGCAGAGUCAGCAUUUUUAUAUGCCGCAGCAAACGCACCAUUUCUACGGCGGACCACACUCGCCGAUGCAGCAGCAGACACGACCUAACAUUGCUUUCUAUCCGAACCACAUGGCAUUGAAUCAGCAGCAUAGUCAAAUGACACCUGCCUAUUUUUACCCACAACACAACGCUAACUUUCAACAUCAUCAAGCUAUAUCCCAGUCCAUACCGUCUGGCCAGCAUUACGGCGGAGGUGAGAUGAUAAGUGAGCACAGAACACCGUCCCAGUCGCCAACCGGAGAUCCUGCAUUUCGUCUCCAACAUGUCCAUGGAUCGAAAACAGGUGAAUCUGGCGACGAAAAUAAGGCUGGAAUUGUCCGAGGUCCCCCUCGCAAGCCACGACAAAGUGGGAAUCUGCCACCCCAGACGGAUUUAAUGAAUCUUGUUCAUCACGUUUGCAAAGAGGCACCAGGUCUCGAAUCUCUCUUCCUCAUCUCCAAGAGCAAUUGCGCCUUUGCAAACUUCAAGGACGAGCAGACAUGCAUAGCGGCACAACAAAAACUUCACGACUCAAAGUUUCAAACCGUGAGACUCGUGAGUCGUCUGCGCAAGAACACCGUUGAAGGUACGACCGGUUUGGCGGUCCCCACUGGGCCAGCAGCAUCUGCCGAGCCUCCGACACCACACACGCCUCUUUCGGAAACCAUUGUAGAUGGUACCGCCAAAGCAACGACAGCGGGACUUGACAGCAAGUCACCACAGGUCCACGAUACGGAAGUUUCGGCGCACAAGGACAAGUUCUUCAUUCUGAAGAGCUUGACUGUUGAAGAUUUGGAUCUGAGUGUAAGAACUGGCAUAUGGGCAACACAGUCUCACAACGAAGAUACGCUCAGCAAUGCAUUCAAGGCUGUUGACAAUGUGUACCUUGUUUUCUCUGCCAACAAAUCGGGAGAGUAUUUUGGAUAUGCGAAGAUGGUGUCGCCCAUCAAUGAAGACCCAGCCGCAGCCAUUGAGUUCGCCCCGAAGGCACAGUCAGCAAACGACGUGGACGCGCCCAAAUCGAUUACGACCGAAGCUACGGAACAUGCCCCAAAGGGCAGAAUAAUCGACGAUUCGGCUCGUGGCACUAUAUUCUGGGAAGCUGGUCGAGAAGACGGAGAAAGCGCCGACGAAGAAGAAGAAAGCGACGCCAGCAGUGGGAAAGGGUUUGAUGAGGUUGAGGCCAGCAACAAAUCAUGGGGGAAGCCAUUCCGACUAGAGUGGCUCUCAACGACAAGACUGCCAUUCUAUCGGGCACGCGGACUGCGCAACCCUUGGAACUCGAAUCGCGAAGUUAAAAUUGCUAGAGAUGGCACGGAACUUGAGCCUUCAGUUGGCCGCAAGUUGAUUGGACUAUUCAAUCGAGCGCAGAGCCCGAUUCCCAUGGCGGACGGAAUGCGACCAGGGAUGGCCAUGAUGGCCGGACUUUCAACGAUCUCGCUCUUAAUGGACAAGCAUACGAUCAUUGUAUUCAUUCUGGCAACUGCCACCUCAACCGGUAUUGGACAACACCAUCACGACGACUAG